Dreissena polymorpha is the source of this 2248-nucleotide messenger RNA. RefSeq lists its product as uncharacterized. Gene Ontology annotation, molecular function: catalytic activity. The transcript is spliced from 11 exons. The record is from RefSeq and is a predicted model, not a curated record. Gene Ontology annotation, biological process: GPI anchor biosynthetic process. Bases 438 to 2165 code for a protein of 575 amino acids. Gene Ontology annotation, cellular component: endoplasmic reticulum. NCBI's taxonomy places the organism in Eukaryota, Metazoa, Mollusca, Bivalvia, Myida, Dreissenidae.
CAGAUGAAGCCAUUAGGGAAAGGAAAGUAGCAUUUAUAAUAGACCUAAAUGGCUUGACAAACAAUACCUUUUGACAUGGUUCUUUCUGUCAGACUAUCUGCAUAUAAAUAACAUUAUACUUUUAAUCAUAGUAUAAAAGCUGUACCGAUUUGCAUAUAUAUAUUGCUGUAUUUGAAAGAUAAAAAUAUACGCCUUAUAGUAUGCAUAUUAGUAAUACAUGAUAUCGAAAGUAAAACACACAUAAAAAUAAUGAAGAUGUCAGCUAAUCCUUAAUAUGAAAUGCUUUGUUGAAUAAUUAUUUUUUUAUAAUGUAUGCACACGCUAUAAACUCCAUUGACUUUAUUCAAUAAUUGCAUUGUUCAUCGAAUUAUGAGAAAUAAUGUUGACAGCUUAGAAAUCGAAAGUUAGAAACUUCAUCAUGGCAUAAAACUUAAAAAAUGCACAUAACGAAAGUUAUGUCUACCUUAUCUCCUACCUUUUACAUAGUCAAAUACACUACUUGGUAUAUGAAUUUUCAUUUCAAUGACAACAUGAUAUUUUCUCAACUUUACCUUUUGCCAGGAAAAGAAAUGGGUUUUUCCUUCAGUGCAACGGGCGCAGUAAUGAGCAUGCGCAUUUCCUACUUUCGUUUCCGAGCUGCGCUGGUUGUUGGCUCUUCACAUUUGUUGAUAGUCCUGCGGCAUAAAAAGCGGGAACUAGGAAAAUUUAUUGCCGAAUUUGGAAAUGUUUUGUCACAGGGCGAGUUUCAUGUCAAUAGAUCUGAUUCUGACAGUUUUCAAAUUGUGGAGUUUGCAGUUCAGUAUUGCAAAAAGCGUUCAGUUUGGUGUUUGCCAAGGUCAAAUGACGUGCCUGAAGUGGAAUCUUUGAGACGCAGUAACCUGUUUUAUUCCAUGGAUGAUUCGAUACCGUUCCUGUAUGACGGCACUGUGACCGACAGAUUUGGAAACCAACAUGGAAUAACCAACAUGUUUUACCUGGGCUCCGUGUAUCGGCUGCGGAUAUCCUGGAUUGAUGGAUCCUCAACAUUCACUCACACCUUCACUAUUUCUGUGCACCCAGAAGGUGUCUCCUAUGUCUUUUCACAUACUUGUUUCAUUCGGAGUGUGAAUGACACUAAAACAAGUUCUGGUCCUACAAAGUCAAAGUCAGUUUACAUAUUUCCGAUUGGAACAAGUUAUUUCAGAGAUUUUGUAAAAGUAAAUCUUAACAGUGAAUAUUAUUCGCUCAAAAAAACUGAUAAUGAACUUAAACAUGACUUGGAAGAUUCCAUUAAAAAUAACAAAAAGAGCAGUAAACAAUCUGAUCAGGUUAACAAAAAGGUGGCUUCAAACGACUCAAACUUUCUUAGGGUGAUGACAUUUAAUAUUUGGAAUAUGAAUUCAUUAUCAGAGGAUGAUGGUGGAUAUACUCGAAGAAUGACUGCACUUAGAGAUGUGAUACUGUCCAGUGAUCCAGACAUUCUGGGCCUUCAGGAGGUGAGAUACGAGGCACAUAAAGGUGAGACUCUCGGCCCCUGUCAGAUACACACCUUUGCAGACUGGCUCCCCAAUUACCAGUUUGUAUACCAGCCAGCCCAAAUGCAGCCAAACACGCUGGUUGAAGGCCGGACAGAUGAAGGUGUCGCAAUCAUGUCCAAGUUUCCUAUCAUUUCAUGGGAAUACCAUAAGCUUUUCAUAAACCGAAGCAAUAGCGCUGAUACUCAUCAAAGAAUUCUUCUCCAGGCAGAUAUCUAUGUCCCCCACAUUGGCAUUGUGCAUGUGUUCACGACCCAUUUGUCCUUAAGCCAUGAGGCCAGGGAGAAGUCAGUGGAACAGAUCUGGAGUAUAGUGAAGGCCAAACAGGGACCAGCUAUUGUCAUGGGGGAUUUUAAUGCAAAACCUCAUGAAAAAGCUAUGAGGUUUUUAAAAGGGUUUGCAAAAAAGAAUGAUUCAAAAUUGAUUGAUGUAUGGUCGUUCACAAAUACUGACAAAGGAUUCACCUUCAGUGCUCUUCAACCAAACUUAACCAAACGGAUUGACUACAUAUUCUUCAAGCCUGGGCCUGACUGUUGCCUUAUCCACGACUGCUACACAGUAGAUGAUGGGGCUAGAAGUGUAGAGGCAGCCUCAGACCAUCUUCCUGUGGUUGCAGAAAUCAAAACACAGUCCAAAAAGAACUCUUUAUGAAGCACUGCAUGUCAGUGCUUAGUCUGUGAUUGUUUGUUUGUGAUACAUUAUUUAACAAUAUAUUUUUACAUUUUUAAUUAAAA